GAAUUGGAGCUUGCUAGCAAAAGUUUGGCCAAAUCUCUAAGAUGAGGGCACAACAUUGUUGAACACUUGGGUUCGGCCAUCACUUGUGGUAACCUUGAAGGACAGAGAUUGGCCAUUGAGAUAGGAAUUGGACUGCCAAUUGGCCCCCCAAUUCCUUGACAUUGUGGUCCAAUGUGGUGUUAUUAAACUCUUGCUCAAAGAUGGUGAUCGCUUCUGCACUUGGGGCUAAUCCUAUUGGUACGGUUUGUAUUCCUCAGUCCAAGGAACCGUUCCAUGUUCUACAUUACAACACAGCAAGAUUCAACAAGUCCACUAUCUUGCAGAGACUGCACACAAGGAUUUCUAAAAGGACUGGACAUCAUGUCUAUGCCGGGAGAAUGGGCUUUAACCAUGCUGCAUCGGGACAAGAUAAUCAGCAACUGAGUUUUAAUGAUGAAUGGCCUCCAGAACCUUUCUUCUUGAGUCUAAUUAAAGAAACCGUUUGGGGAUUGAGAUCGUUGUUAAUAUUUCUGGCUGAGCAGCCCAGUCAACUGAAGUACAUUGAAUGGCCUAGCUUCCAAAGCACGCUGAAGACUGCCACGUUAGCUCUCGUUCUCGUUGCUUUGUUGAUCGUAGCACUCUCAUCGGUGGACUCGGCGCUCAGCUACAUUUUGACCUUAUUUCUCAGAAGAACUUCGUAAUAAAUGCUUCUACUCUUGUUACAACAGUUACUCAGAAAUUUAGCUUCUCUUUGCCUUUUUUAAAAUGAUAACUGAGAGUGAGAGUUGUUGGUAUGUUAAUGUAGUUGGAGAUGUUCUGAAAUAGGUAAUGCAUAAGCAUCUCUUUGAAAUCAUGCCACAAAGAAAGUAGAGAAUGUUGUCUUCCAUGUU
Messenger RNA from Benincasa hispida (wax gourd), 869 nucleotides. RefSeq lists its product as uncharacterized. Gene Ontology annotation, biological process: protein targeting; intracellular protein transport. The record is from RefSeq and is a predicted model, not a curated record. Gene Ontology annotation, cellular component: membrane. NCBI's taxonomy places the organism in Eukaryota, Viridiplantae, Streptophyta, Magnoliopsida, Cucurbitales, Cucurbitaceae.